ACGUUGAUUCUGAAACGAAUGCCAAAGAACAACAAAUUGAAAACCAAAUUGAAGAAAUUAUGGACGAUGAAGAGGAUGAUUUCAGAGAGUUUUAUUCAAGGGAUGAUGAUUUAAGAGAGGACGAUUUAAGGGAAGACGAUUUAAUGUAUGCCGAUUUAAGGAAGGACGAUUUAAUAGAGAACGAUUUAGGAGAAGAUAAUAAUUAUGCAGAGGCACCAGACAAUGAAAAUGAUUUUGAAAGGCAUAAUUUUCCUCAAGAAACUUUUACAAUGCUAUAUAAUUCAUCUGAUGAGUUCGAAGCUGCUAAGUGGGUAGUAAACCAUCCCGAAGUUUUAAAGUUAGCCAUCA
Messenger RNA from Racocetra fulgida, 348 nucleotides. The record is from the annotation of a GenBank genome assembly. NCBI's taxonomy places the organism in Eukaryota, Fungi, Glomeromycota, Glomeromycetes, Diversisporales, Gigasporaceae.